Molecule: messenger RNA, 1092 nt
Organism: Geosmithia morbida
Lineage: Eukaryota; Fungi; Ascomycota; Sordariomycetes; Hypocreales; Bionectriaceae
Product: small glutamine-rich tetratricopeptide repeat-containing protein alpha
Exons: 3
Coding region: 1-1092 (363 amino acids)
Biological process (GO): post-translational protein targeting to endoplasmic reticulum membrane
Cellular component (GO): TRC complex; membrane
Molecular function (GO): protein binding; molecular adaptor activity
Source: RefSeq, a predicted model, not a curated record
AUGCCCCAGAAUGUUCCAUCCCAAACAUCCAAGCAGCGCCUGGCCCUGGCCAUCUGCGACUUCCUCUCAACCUCCGUCGAGGACGGCACCUUGACUUCGGACGACAAGGACUCGAUCGACGUGGCGAUCAACUGCAUAGCCGAGAGCUUCAAGGUGGACCCCACCGACAAGGACGCUCUCAGCGCGGCCGUGGGCACGCAGAACCUGGUUCAGAUAUACUCUGUGUACGAGAAGCUCAAGCAGAACUCGAAGGGCGGGGCCUCGGCAUCCAACAACGGCUCCGAUGGCCCGACGGACGAGCAGAAGAAGGAGGCCGAGGCCUUGAAGUCAAAGGGCAACGCCGCCAUGGCGCAGAAGGACUACCAGUCCGCCAUCGACUUCUACACCCGCGCCCUGGACCUCCACCCCCGCAACGCCGUCUACCUUUCCAACCGCGCGGCCGCCCACUCGGCCGCAAAGGACCACUCGUCCGCUCGGUCCGACGCCGACGCCGCCGUCCUCAUCGACCCGUCGUACACAAAGGCCUGGUCCCGUCUAGGCCUCGCCCGCUUCGCCCUCGGCGACCCCCGCGGUGCCAUGGAGGCCUACGCCCAGGGCAUCGAGCAUGAGGGAAACGGCGGCUCCGAUGCCAUGAAGAAGGGCUACGAGACUGCCAAGCGUCGCGUCGACGAGCUCGACGCCUCCAGCGCCAACGACAACCUCUCACGGUCCUCGCCCGGCGCUGGCGCCGGUGCCGGCGGUAUGCCUGAUUUCGGCAGCCUGGCCUCCAUGUUUGGUGGAGGUGGUGCUGGAGGCGGCGGCGGCGGCAUGCCCGACCUCAGCUCCAUCAUGAGCAACCCGAUGUUUGCCAACAUGGCUCAGAGCCUCAUGUCUAACCCGGACAUGUUGAACAACCUCAUGAGCAACCCGCGUAUUCGCGACAUGGCCAAUCAGUUUGGCGGCGGCGGCGGUGGUGGCGGCGGCUUACCCGAUAUGAGCAGCCUCAUGUCCGACCCUGCUAUUGCUGAGAUGGCACGGAACAUGAUGGGCGGUGGCGGCGGCGCUCCCGGUGGUAACAACAACAACAACAACAGCAACAGUGGUAGCAACUAA